Molecule: messenger RNA, 5966 nt
Organism: Oryctolagus cuniculus (rabbit)
Lineage: Eukaryota; Metazoa; Chordata; Mammalia; Lagomorpha; Leporidae
Source: RefSeq, a predicted model, not a curated record
AUGUGGAGGACGGCUCCGAAGGCUAUAGAGGAAGGCAGCCCUGGCUGGCCACCUGCACCUGUGUCCAGGGGGCCCACACCCUCUCUCGUCCCCACUCCUGCACCUGUCCAGGCCCACACCCUCUGUCGUCCCCACUCCUGCUCCUGUCCAGGCCCACACCCUCUCUCGUCCCCACUCCUGCACCUGUCCAGGCCCACACCCUCUGUCUUCACUGAGGUCCCCACUCCUGCCCCUGUCCAGGCCCACACCCUCUCUCGUCCCCACUCCUGCCCCUGUCCAGGCCCACACCCUCUGUCGUCCCCACUCCUGCCCCUGUCCAGGCCCACACCCUCUCUCGUCCCCACUCCUGCACCUGUCCAGGCCCACACCCUCUCUCGUCCCCACUCCUGCACCUGUCCAGGCCCACACCCUCUCUCGUCCCCACUCCUGCACCUGUCCAGGCCCACACCCUCUGUCUUCACUGAGGUCCCCACUCCUGCACCUGUCCAGGCCCACACCCUCUCUCGUCCCCACUCCUGCACCUGUCCAGGCCCACACCCUCUGUCUUCACUGAGGUCCCCACUCCUGCCCCUGUCCAGGCCCACACCCUCUCUCGUCCCCACUCCUGCCCCUGUCCAGGCCCACACCCUCUGUCGUCCCCACUCCUGCCCCUGUCCAGGCCCACACCCUCUCUCGUCCCCACUCCUGCCCCUGUCCAGGCCCACACCCUCUCUCGUCCCCACUCCUGCACCUGUCCAGGCCCACACCCUCUCUCGUCCCCACUCCUGCACCUGUCCAGGCCCACACCCUCUCUCGUCCCCACUCCUGCUCCUGUCCAGGCCCACACCCUCUCUCGUCCCCACUCCUGCACCUGUCCAGGCCCACACCCUCUCUCGUCCCCACUCCUGCCCCUGUCCAGGCCCACACCCUCUCUCGUCCCCACUCCUGCCCCUGUCCAGGCCCACGCCCUCUGUCUUCACUGAGAUCCCCUGGGACAGACCUGCUUUGCCACGCAAGGCUCCUGUUUGAUGAGCUGUAAGUGCAGUGGUUCAGGUUUUCUUUCCAGAAACCAAAGGAAAGGCUUAAAAGAUAACAUUAUUUUCUUCGCGGCCACAGAGAAGGAACACUUGGAAACUGUGUUCCUCCGCGAGGACCGGGAACACCAGCAGCAGAGGCCGUCACAGGGGCGCGUGCGGCAGGUGAGGCCCGGCAGGGGACUUCUCGGUCCCCCGUUUUGGGCUCUUUGGUCAGGCCCGGUGGUGGUCAGAAUGCUUGGGAGGAGGAGGCAGAGGAGCCCAAGUGACCGAGCACCGCACUCAGCGGGAGGCCCAGCCCACAGGCCCCAGGCCCCAGGCCUCACCCCUGGUUCAGAGCUUUGGGGGUCGGGGGAGGCAGGUCUCGUGCCUCAGCCCAGGGCCAAAAGAGGGCGCGGGGUGCGCCUGUGAGACAGGCCGCAGGGAGAGGGGCGCAGGACCGCACGCAGAGGCUGUGAUGGGGCCGUGGAAAGCAGCACGCCAGGGACUUGCCGCUGCCUCCUGGAAGGGAGCAGAACUGUGCGUCAGCUCGGGAGCCUCGUGCCGUGAACACGCCGUGGCUGUCACGUGGAAACCACCGCGCGUCCCUCCAGCGACGCCGGCACCAGCUAACCCUUCCGAGAGAGGUGGGCUGCAAAGGCACCGGGCCUGGCUGACGGAGCCCACCGCAGGCAGUGUCAGCCCUGCAUGGUGACUGCCACACCACACCAGCGUGGCCUGGGGCCCGCAGGGAGCACCACCUUCGUGGGAAGUGCACGCUGCCUUGGGCUUCCCGGGCUGGAGCCUGCCAGAGCUCGCCCACCGGGGGGGAGCAGCUUCGAGAACGACUUUUACCCACGUUCCCUGCAUGGACCAUCCACCCAGGAGCCCUGACACAGCCCCCACAUCCUCCAGCUCCAGGAGGCGAGGUUCAGGCUCCCAGGGCCAACAGGAAAGGAGAAGCACCAGGUACAGGGUGACCCCGCAGGCUUGCCCGCCUGAGCGGUGCCCGCGGCAGCUCCGUCCCAGGCACAGCCGCCACCCUACUUGCCAUCAGAUCUCACCCUGCUGUCCUGAGAGGAGUCCCUCCCACUGCGCCUGUCCCCAGGGCUCUCAUCCCAGACACAGGGUCCAGGAGUCCAGGAGCCAGGACAGGGCCAACACCAGCAGAGAGCUGAGUUGGGUCAGGGCUGGCCCAUGAAUGUGGGGAGUACAAGGUCCAGACAGCGCUCGUCUGCCACCCCAGCCACAGAGGCCAACGAAGGAGGGCGGAGUCAGCCUACCCCCACCCCAGUGCCUCCCCAACCUCAGGCCUCGGGCCCAGCCCCUCUUCCUCGGAGGCGAGCAUCUGCCUGUGUCUGGGUGAGACAGGCUGUCUGCUCUGGCCCAGCAGGGGCCUGAGCACACCUCACAGCUCAGAGGCCCGUGUGCGACCCUCUCGGACCUGUGCUGGGCAGUGGGAUGGAGCCUACAGCCUCAAGAAGGGGCAGGGGCCUGCUGGCCUCCCGCGACCCCAGGCCAGGGGGUUUCUGAGUGAGGGCUUGUACCUGAGGGGCUCAGCCUGGCUUCUGGAAGUCACGCCUCCCCAGGAGCCUGCUGUGGGCUCGCUGGGACGUCCUGCCCCCUGCUGGUAACCAGCACCCCACAGCAGGCCCUGCGGCCCUGGCAGCUCCUGCGGCCCUGUUAGCCUCGCUCUCCCGCCCGACUCGGCCCUGUGGCCCCUCUCCCGAGAGGCCUGCACCAUCCGGGGACCAGCAGCCACGCCUGGAGCCAGGGGCUCAGGCCAGCUGCCCUGCCCCAGGGCCCACCAGCGCCCCUCCUCUCUGCUGCCCCGAGAUGUCUCUCUUGGCUGCCACUGCCGAGUCCCACGUGUGUGAUUCUGUGUGCUGGGCUCCCUCUGGCCCCUCUGCGGCCGCCAUUCUGUCAUGCAAACAAAAGUGCACUGGAUUAGCCACAGUGGAUUAAAAGAUUUACUCCUCAGAGUUCACCAAUGACCGAGCGACCGAGGCGACGGAGGCUUUGAGCCCCAGGACGUGCACGCAAGGCCUCCUGGGGCAGCAGGACCGUGGUCAGGGUGAUUCCACACAGCCAAGGCCGUCCUCAGCCAGCGCUGCCCAUGGCCAGGCCUGCACUCUCCAAUGGCCCCUGCUGGGCCGGACACUAGAAGACGGAGGCGCAGGUGGGAGCACCAGGCCCCGUCAGGACCGCCUUCCCGGGGAUGUGGCCGUCAGCGGCCAAGCCUUGCCUGCGCCCAGCCCAGCCACCCUGCAACCACCCACGGGUGCCACACGCAGCCGCAGCAAGGAUGCGGAAAUGUGCUCGGUGGCCACGGCGGGCAGGAGAGCGCCAGGCCCUGCCAUGCUGCCUGCGUGGCCCGCCCGCUCACACGCGUGCACACGCAGGUUGCACACGCGCAGACACACAAGCACGCCCCCCUUUCAUCUCCAGAGGAGACUCCAUUGACAAGCUCUCCAGCCCCAGCUGGCCAGCAGGGCCGUCCUCUGAAGUCCGAGUAAUGGGAUUUGGCGCUCUGAUCCAUCUGGGCUGGCCGCCCCUGUUAUAGGUGGACAUUUUUUUCAAUCGCUUUUUUUCUCCUCAAAAAAAAAAAAAAAAAUCACAAGGCUCCUUAGACUGCACUGACUCGACCCAGCUUGCCGCCGCCUGGCCCUGGGAGCAGUGGCCGGCAUGCCCGGGGCCAGGCAGCCGGGGCUCGACACAGCCUGCCACCUCCGUGUGAGGCACACCACGCGGUCUGGGCGCUGGCGCGGUGGGAGCGUCCUGCUUCGCGUCCUUUGUCUCUCCCCCUGACCCUUCCUCGGGACCUCUGGGGAGAAGGCGCAUGGGUGGGCCGAGGGCAGGGCCGCAGCCAGAACAAUGGGCACGGGGAGCACGUCCAGCUGCACACCUGCCCACCCGCCCGUCUGGCCGCCCGCCCGGCUCACCUCACCUGCUCGCGUCCCGCUGUCCUGCCGGCCGCCAUGAUGGGCUUGGCUGUCCGUCCGAGCACUUUCUGCCACUCCAGGACGCGGGUCCCUGCUCUUGGCCACUGUGUGGCUGGGAGGCAGAAGCGUGACUCUGGGCUGCAGCUCAGGCUCCCACCGCCGAUUGGCUGAGGCAGGGACCAGAUGACGGCCUCAGAACCCUAUGGUAACCAUGGCAACCAGCCCCUUUAGACACCGCCACCCCUGAGCCACUCCCGACUGCUGAGGGAGCAGCUGGCACCGCCGGUGGGCCCGUGCCAGGGUCCCCUCAGAGGGCAAGCCGGGUGUGGCUGAGUGACAGCUGCUUGUCACCAGCCGCUACGUGUCUGCGUGCGUGUGUUCCGUGCACAUCUAGCAUGAGGGGCUCCUGGCCCUCUUGUGGCCUGUCCCGGGCUGCUGCAAGCCCCGCCUGGACCCCUGUGGCAACCCUUGCUGAGAGGGCUUCAGGUCAGGCUUGCCCCAGGGGCCGAAGGCCGGGCCUGGGCAGGCAGGGUGGGAAGGACAGGGAGAACUCCCCACCCACCCCAGAGAAAAGGGCCUCUCCGCUACCCUCUCAUUCGCCACCACCUGCGGAACCCCCAGAUGCACCCUCUUGGGCCCCCAGCAUAGUCCUGCUUCCUGUGGACCCCUGGGCCCCACCAGGAAGGGCUCUGGGACUUCCAUGCCCAGGCAGACUGUUGAUGGCCACACCCCCGUGACUCCUGCUUCUCCCCCCAGUCCCAGCCCCAGCCCCCUGCAGUGUCCGCCCACAUCAGCCCUGGGCAAGCCUUCCCCAGAUGUGUCAAGACCAGGGUGCAGUGGGUCAUCACUCCAGUCACCCUCCAGCAUCCCAGUGAAGCAGAAACUGGCCCUGGCCUGUCCAUACACCCUGGGAGCUCAAGGCACCUGGGAAGGCCUUUUAAGAGCGCAGGAGGGGGCUGGCGUGGCGGCACAGUGGGUUACGCUGCCACCUGCAGCUCCGGCACUGCCAGUCCUGGGGGCUCCACUUCCGAGCCAGCUCCCUGAUAAUGCGCCUGGAAAAGCAGGGGAAGAUGGCCCAAGUUCAGGUGGAUUUUCUCGCUCCUGGCUUUGGCCAGGCCGGUGUAGCGACCUGGGGAGUGAACCAGAGGAUGGAAGAUUCUCCUCCUCUCUGUAACUAUUUCAAGCAAAUAAAUAAAAAAUAAUAAUAAAUAAGAGCCCCAGGAGGCUGCAUCCCACUUCUUAGCCCAAGCCAAGUCCUCCCUUACUCAACAGCACCGGUGACAAGCGGUUCCAGGGCUGUGGCAAGCCCCCGCGGGCCAAGGCUGGGGGACCCACGAUCCAGGGGGAUCUGGAACACAGAUUCUUGGGGACCCCACACACAAGGGAGUGAGCUUGGGGCUGGCCUGGCUGGUCUGGGGGGAGAGGACACAGAGGCUGCUUGGCCAGCACGCUGGCCUGGCCUUGUCCGGAGCUGCCCCUUGGCCCCGAGUCUUGUCCAGGACAGGCUGAGUGGGGAUGCCAGUCUGGGUCAGGAGGAGGCGUUUGGGAGUGGAGUCCCCUUCUCGGACAUGAGGCGCCUGCAGGGAGGGCUGGAUUGUGCUGCAGCAGCAGGAGCUGGGAUGGUGCAGGGCCCCUACUGCUGACCAAGUCCAUUUGGCCCAGGGCUCAGCUAGGGGAUGGCUGGUGGCUGUUAGACUCUGGUGAGCCCGUGGGCCCCACACAAUCUGACCCUGUAUCUGGGCCAGCAGAAUGUUCCAGCUGUAGGCAGGUGGGGGUGCUUACACAGAGGGAGACAGCCCAGAACAUGAAGGUGCCCACCAACCAGUCCCGGGUGGGCCCCUGCUGAGCUGAGCACCUGGCAGAGGUGCAGGGCAGAGGCCAGGGAGUCCGGGCGGCCCAACCGCACCUGCUCUGCUUCCCAGCCCUCCGCCACCCUGCAGCCCUGUGCGCCUGAGCAGGCUGCAGAGGCUCAGCACCAGCCUCGUGAGCCCUGCCCCUCUAGCCUUGGCUGUCCCCUCCGCGUGGAGGGACA